Molecule: messenger RNA, 949 nt
Organism: Amphimedon queenslandica
Lineage: Eukaryota; Metazoa; Porifera; Demospongiae; Haplosclerida; Niphatidae
Product: proline-rich protein 11
Exons: 6
Coding region: 40-909 (289 amino acids)
Source: RefSeq, a predicted model, not a curated record
GCUCAGGCGCCAUUCCCGCGAAAUUUUCAAGAGGAAAAAAUGGCUGGAAUCAUGGGCGAAUACGACGAGGCAACGCCUUUGAAGUCUAGAUAUUGUACCAGGAGACUUACUGAGGAAGAAUACGAGGAAGAAACCUCUGAUUAUACACAGGAAUCUCUUAAGCAGUUGCUCCAGUUCAUGGACAAUAACCCAGAGCAGUACGAGAGGAUCGUUAAGAAACGUAAAAAGGAGGAAGCCGAAAACACCGGGAUAUUGUCGUACAUUAAAGUUAAAAUGUUGAGUUACAUUGGUGGCGAUGAUUGGGGCUAUUCCUCCCCAUCCAAAGACGAGAUGAGGAAAGAAAUGGGAAAAAUGAAGCAGGACAUGUUAACUGUAUUUAACUAUUCACAGGAAGGACGACGCUCUUCUGCCAGACUAGCUGAAAAGAGACGGAGGGCAGCAGCUGAUUCUAGAAUGCCAACAAAAUUAUCUUUCUCUCCCGCUUUUUCUCCUCGUGUUGUCCCUCCUCCACCUCCCCCACCACCUCCUCCCCCUCCUCCUCCUCCACCUCCCCCUCCUGUCGCUGGUAUACCCAAAUAUGCCCCAUCACGUGCAUCACCACUGACUAGGCGAUGCUUAAGCAAUAAAGCAAAGUCUUUAAAAACUGGGCAACCUCCUGUAGCAAAAGCUCAAGAUCCUCAGUCGAUGCUAAUAGCGCAGUUAGCAGCUGGGUCUGUGCUACGGAAACGAUUAAAAAGAACGGAUGAGAACAGGUCGCCAGGUGGCACUCCAGCUAGAGGAUGGAAGAAACCUCAUCAACCUGAAAUGCAGCCUUUCUUUAACUCUAAACUACUUGAAAAGUUUAAGAACACUCGUAGCCCAACCCCAAAUAGUCCUAACACUUCGCAGAACUUUGACAGUCCAAAAUAAUUAUAAUUCAACUAUUCUUAUUCUUAUUAUUAUUAUUAUU